Eremomyces bilateralis CBS 781.70 is the source of this 907-nucleotide messenger RNA. RefSeq lists its product as uncharacterized. The coding region runs from base 161 to 631 and encodes 156 amino acids. The record is from RefSeq and is a predicted model, not a curated record. The transcript is spliced from 2 exons. Lineage: Eukaryota; Fungi; Ascomycota; Dothideomycetes; Eremomycetales; Eremomycetaceae.
AUGGUUGAUGCUGCGCAUCGUCAAGGACACGAAGCAUGAUAUAAUUGGAAAGCGUGAGAAACUCUGAGAAGGGGGAUUAGUGGGACUAUGGUGAUUUCAAUUCUCUUCAUGUUUCGGAAGGAGAGAGACAAAGGAUGCGAAACGUGAGGUUUGCCACAUCAUGACUCCCAUUUAUACCGGCAUCAGGCGGCGACUCUUAAAGAAAGCCAUCUUCUAUCACCAAUUCACCAUGGUGACUCGACGACAUCAUGAAGUAACCAUUAACAUGGAAGGAUUCGGACCGAUCGAGACAGUGACGAUAUUCUCCUCAUGUUUGGUACGAGGGGACUCACCACGAGCGGGGCGUGCCAGCUGCCAGCAGGUGGUGACCAAAUCGCACGUCCAUCGUUUCCUCCAGGGGACGCAGAACGCAGGGGGUCAACCCACCUACAGCGAAGGAAAUAUGGACCAGCAACGGCAGGUUGCCGCCCACACGCUGAAGGGAACGGAAGCCCAUCCCUGGGCCAUUUCAGUUUUCACAGUGGACAACACAGUCACCUCCAGUCAACAUUUAGAAGUCUCCAAUCAAGGUCAAAUCCAUAAACCAUAUCUUCGUCGAGACACCAUGGCCCAGUCCAUCUCUGAGCUGUAAACUCUCCGCUGGGGGACGCUCAUCCGGGCGUCUCCCAGUUCGGCCAGCCUCAGGAAUACCACAGACAAGACGCUCAACGAAGAUAUAUAUCGAACGAAUUCUCGAUUGGUCGGUUCUCAUAGAGCUAUCAGGGUCGACGUUCGUAUCAAUUCAUACCACUCGACUUGGAAAAGCCUGUUCUCCUUCCGCGAACGCCCCGGCGACCCUCGACACGUUUUGACUCCUCACCCCGUUCCCUCCGACGACAAGUUGAGUUGCUUGCACUUCUUCUUCUAG